Messenger RNA from Saccostrea cuccullata (small rock oyster), 1167 nucleotides. RefSeq names its product neuronal acetylcholine receptor subunit alpha-3-like. The coding region runs from base 1 to 1167 and encodes 388 amino acids. Gene Ontology annotation, biological process: chemical synaptic transmission; regulation of membrane potential; nervous system process. The transcript has a single exon. The record is from RefSeq and is a predicted model, not a curated record. Gene Ontology annotation, molecular function: excitatory extracellular ligand-gated monoatomic ion channel activity; transmembrane signaling receptor activity; transmitter-gated monoatomic ion channel activity involved in regulation of postsynaptic membrane potential. Gene Ontology annotation, cellular component: neuron projection; synapse; plasma membrane. NCBI's taxonomy places the organism in Eukaryota, Metazoa, Mollusca, Bivalvia, Ostreida, Ostreidae.
AUGAAAACAAAGCAUAAGUUUUUGUUUAUGGUUCUGGCUUUGGAAUGUUUGCUUCAAGGAGUGAUAGGACUCUCCAGAUCAGAUCUAUACAAACACGUGCAGGAGAAAUCGGAACCUUUGGUACCACCAAUGGAUGGAGACAAAGAUGCUCUGGAUAUCUCUUUCCAUAUGUCUUUAUUUUCUAUAAAUAGAGUGGACGACAAGGCCCAGGUCCUAUCUUUUACAAUGGGAAUAGGAGUAAUCUGGAAUAACAAACACGUGACUUGGAAUGCUUCUCACUAUAGCGAUGUCGCCAUCAUUAGUCUUCCUGCAAAGUUGGUCUGGUUCCCCAGAUCGGUUUGUGUUCAAAAUGAGGUAGGGGUCAAUAAGUGCUUUCCUGAAGACUCGACAGCUUUGAUCAGUGCUGAUGGGACUACAUCUCUUAUUGAAGUUUUGGAAAUAUCAAUUUCCUGCAAAAUGGGUUUGAAAUAUUUCCCGUUUGAUAAACAGACAUGUGUGGCUUUGUACACAAAUCGCAUCCCACAUGUUGAAAAGUUGCGAUUUAAACUUCGGAAGUUAAAUAAAGAAGAAAUGUCUUACUUUGCGGAACAUACAGAAUGGACGCUUACAGAUGCUUCAGCAGAAGUAAAAGAUGUUCUUAGUAACGUACCUGAAGACAACAAUUUAAUAAUAAAUAUUAAACUACAAAGAAAACCGUUUUUUGCAAUAUGCUCAAACCUCCUACCAAUUUGGAUUUUGUCGGUAUUAAACAUUGUUUGCUUCCUAGUACCCGUCAAAUCGGGAGAGAAAAUGAACACAUGCAUCAUAAUUUUCCUAUCAUUUGCAGUGUUUUUAACAGGAAUGAAAGAUUCCAUGCCGCAGACUUCCGAUGAAGUCUCGUACUUUCUCGUCUAUGUGUUUACACAGUUAAUAGUCAGUGGUCUUGUUGUGGUGUUAGAAGCCAUAGUGUUACACGUUCAUCAUCAGCACGAGGAUUCGGAGCUGAUUGGUAGCGAGCUGUCGAUGAAGUUAGAGAAAUAUUUCUCCACCAAUAAGGACAUGAAGCUGAAAAGGAAGCCUCGUAGAAUAUCUAGUCGAACAUUGGACAAAAUAUUUGGCAUAUCUGUGAUUUUGAUAAACCUGACUUCUCUUAUCAUAUAUUUGGUAUUCUCAUUGACAGAAUUUUGA